Molecule: messenger RNA, 1214 nt
Organism: Lolium perenne
Lineage: Eukaryota; Viridiplantae; Streptophyta; Magnoliopsida; Poales; Poaceae
Biological process (GO): biosynthetic process
Cellular component (GO): cytoplasm
Molecular function (GO): isomerase activity
Source: RefSeq, a predicted model, not a curated record
ACUCAGUACUCAGUACUCGUCGGCGGGACGGUGACGUUGACGUUGACCUUGCCGUGGCCUCGUCGCAGGUGGAUGCCUUCGCGGCCGAGCCAUUCAAGGGCAACCCCGCAGCGGUAUGCCUCCUCGAAGACGAGGACGUCGCAGCGGACGAGCGGUGGAUGCAGUCCGUCGCCGCCGAGUUCAACCUUUCAGAUACAGCGUUCCUCGUCCGCGACUCCACCCGGCCAGCCGGCACCGCCGCGCGGUUCCACCUCCGAUGGUUCACUCCCGUCACUGAGGUAUCCUAGCUCCCCAUUCGUCCCCUCCACGAAUCUCAGAGCCGCCUUUUACUACCAGCAUCGGUCUCAAGUCAACCUCUGCGGGCACGCGACGCUGGCCUCGGCGCACUUCCUCUUCAAGAAUGUUCUUGCCGAGCAUGGCAUGGUGGAGUUCAUGACCAGGUCCGGGAUUCUAACUGCCAAGAAAGUUACUACGCCAGGGAGUGUCUCAGAAGAGGAGCAGGGGAAGCUGUUUAUUGAGCUGGAUUUCCCCAUGGACAGUUUUGUGGGCUGCAACACCGCCGACGAUAUGCCUCUGAUCCCCGAGACCCUAAACGGCGCAUCAGUUGUCAGUAUUCACAAAUCGAAGGCCGACGGUGACCUCAUUGUAGAACUUUCGUCAGCAAAAGAGGUUGCCGAUAUCGUUCCUAGCAUUGACGAAAUAAAACGUUUGGACAACAGGGGUCUUAUUGUUACAGGACCGGCACCUGCUGGAUCUGGAUAUGACUUCUUCACACGUUUCUUCUGCCCAAAAUUUGGGAUAGAUGAGGACCCUGUUACUGGCAGUAUUCAUUGUGUUUUGGCACCCUAUUGGGGUAGAAAGCUGGAGAAGCAAAAGUUGGCGGCAUAUCAAGUAUGUGCUUAGCUAUGUUUUCAGAAAAUUAGUUAACAUUUGAAGGCAUCUCCAAGGGGUGGAACACUAUACCUGGAACUAGACAACGCAAAUGGGAGAGUCCAAAUCAAGGGAGAAGCUGUUACUGUGAUGGAUGGGACACUCCUAGCCUAGAUUGCAUGCCGUUGUCAUCGAUGUGUUUGUUUAUGCAAUUAUGCUUCCAAGGACAAUUGUUCAUAUAGUUGUAGUAUGACCUUCGAUGUUGGCAACAACAUUUGUUGUGUCGUAUGCUGGUUUAACAAUAAACAGGAUGAGCUAUAGAAAAUUCUGAGCUCUUUUGACAA